This is a messenger RNA of Paramecium pentaurelia, 2633 nucleotides long. NCBI's taxonomy places the organism in Eukaryota, Ciliophora, Oligohymenophorea, Peniculida, Parameciidae. The record is from the annotation of a GenBank genome assembly.
AUGGAUCUGAGUGAUCACAAAUAUAAUGAAUCAUUUACCUAAAUUAAGUUGAAUGUUGGGACACUAACAAAUAUUCUUUAUAAUUAUGAAUUUUUUAAAAGAAUAUCAAGGUUUUUAAGUUUAAAGGAUGUGUUAAAUAUUGGAUAAACUUGUAGUAUUUUAAAUGAAGUGGUUGAGGUUUAAUAUCAUUAAUUUAUAUAUAGAAACAUUAAGAAUUCUUUGGAGAGAUCUAUUAUAAAUUAUUUCUAAAUGAAUAACUAGAAAUGACUUUAGAGUUAAACUACCCAGACAUACUAAGAAGAUAAUAUAUUAGAUAAUCGAACUUUGAUAAUUCUUUAAUAAAUUGGAAGAAUUAACUUAUAAAAAUGAUUUAAACUAAGUAAGUUCGACUUAAAAUUUUAAUAGAUAAACUUUUAAAUUUCCAUUUAUACUAUGUGAUGUUGUGUUUCCUAAACCAAUUUUAACAAGAGAAACUAUAGGAAUCUAUUGUGAAUCUAAUUAUUAAAUCAUGCUAGCUUAACGUUUAGAAUUAGAACAAAAAGGUUUUAAUAAGUUAUUUGACUAUUAAUUUAUUUAGAAUGAAGUAAUUAUAUAAUCUUAUCUAAUUUGUAGUUAAUGAAUGAAUUAAUAUAAAAUAAAUAAUAAAUUUUGGUUGAAAUGUAGGAUAAGUUAUAAAAAAAUGAAAAACUUAAAAGAUAAUUUUUAUAAUAUAGAUGGAGUUUGUAGAAUGAAUCAUUUGAAUUUUAACAAUUUAAUCUUUAAAAUAUAGAUAAAGUUGAAUAAGAUUCUGAAAACAAAAUGGAAUCAAUUAGUGAUGAAUAAAUUAGCAUUUUUAAUUUAAUGGAAGAGUUUUAUACUUCUUUAAAGUGCUAUUUAAAAGGGUUACAGAAGUAUUUUAGUGUAUUUAUAAAUGUUAAUACAAUCAACAGCAUUGAUUUGCUUUGUGAAUAUGUUAUGUAUUGGUAAGCUUAUAGCAACGCCAUUAUGGAUUUAUCAACAUUUAUCUAUCCAUUUGAGAAUAUUAUUAAUGAAUUACAUUCAAAUUUAUUUCCAAAUUAUCCCUAAUAUCCAAAAUUUUCAGUUUGGAGAGUAAUGACUAAGAUGUGGAUAAAAUAUGUAAACUUCAAAUUAAUCAAAAGAUAAUUAGAUAUUAAUAACUCUCAGUUAUUUUAUUACAAUGUUUUAUUCGUCUACUCUCAGCUUAAAGACAAUAAAUGUUCAAAUAAGAAUUUGAUUAAGGGGUCAAUGAUGAUUUUGAAAAUACUCAAUCAUUCUUAAUAACAUAUGAAAUCUAUGAUAAUUUCCUACUUAAAUAAAGAAAUAGUUGCAAAGAUCAAUUUUAAAUUGAUACUACGCAUUUAUUUUAUACUGAAAUUGUAGAUUUAUUAAGAAGUUUCUGUCGAUGCAUCUAAGAUAUAUCUAUUAGUGAGGUCAAUCAUAAUGAUUAACUUAGGUAUCCGUACAUUGGGUAGGUCACAAAGACUGUUGUUAUGAAGAAUUUUAUGAAUAGUUGAGUGAGAAAAUAUAAUAUGAAACUAGUUUAUAUUAUGAUGAAUCCAGAUAAAUUUUUGGAUCUAAUAUCAUUUCAUUUAUAGAAUUUAUUAAAUUUGAUAAGGAGUAAAUUAAUAAAUAAUUAAUCCAUUUAUUAGAUUCUUAUAGUAAAUUAUACCUGAACCUCUUUUAUUCAAAAUUGAGAAUCUUUAGAGAGAACACAUCUAUACUUCCUUAUAUUAUUUUUUAGAAGUUUCUUAUCUUUAGAAAUUUGUAUAAACCAAUAAGGAUUAAAUCAUUUUGGUUUAUAAAAAUUCUAAGCCAAAAUCUCCUAAAUAAGAGCGUAUUUCAAUUACAUCUUCUUUAAAUAAUGAACAUCUUGAAACUUAAGGUGAUUCUAAUUUAAAUGAUGCUCAAAAAUUCUUUAAUUUAUGUUUAGAAAAUAGCAAUUUAGAUUUAGAAGAGCUUUUAAUCAAAGAGAAAAAUAAAAAUCAAUCAGACCUUUUGUUAGAAAUCAUCAAAGUAGCACUUUCUUAAAUGAAUCUUGAUUAAUUAUCAAAUUUUGAUAAUAUAGAUUAAUAUGGAUCUUAAAAAGAUUUAUUUGACUUUAAUAAGACUCCUAAAAUACACAGAGCUUUUUCAAAUACUAAAUGUAAUAAAUCUCUAUUUAUAAUUAAGUGAAUGCAGAACAAACUGAAGUCCCUGAAGAAAUAACUAAGGCAGCAAAAUAAUAUUUAUUAGCUGAUACUCAAUUUUAUAAACUCUAUUAAGUUUUUAUUGAAUAUUCUAAAAACUAUGAUAAAAUACUUAUCUAAGUUAUUAAUAAAGAUAGAGAUGUUGAAUUAAUAAAUGAUGACAGAGAAGUUCCUAGAGUAUGUAUAAUAAAUUUAUAAUAGAUCCUACCUGAAUAUCUUUAAAACUUUUAUUAUGUUUCAAACAACUUGACCUAUUCUGUACUAGAGGAAAACAUUAUUGAAGAUCAAGAAGAUGAAUUUGAAGAUUUAGAUUUACCUUUAAAUCUCUAAAAAAAUUAAUGCAAAUUGAAAUGUAUAUAUAUUAUUAAAUAGAAAAUUCAAUUUAAAUUGAAUACUAUUACUCAGAAGAAGAAGAUUCUAAUAGUUAUAGGGAUGUAGCUUGAUUGA